AUGGCGAUUGAAGAUGUGACUACACUAGACGCGAGCCAAACUGCACAUGCAACAGGUGGAACUCAGGGAUUCAAUGGAAAUCAAGUUCCAGGAAUCGACUACAAUCACCCACUGUUCUUGUUGCCGGCAGACGUGAGUGGAAUCCAAAUUAUAUCUUUUCAAUUGACAGGUAUUGAAAAUUAUUCUCUAUGGUAUCGUUCUAUGAGAGUAGCUCUACUGGGCAGGAACAAAUUGUGGCUAGUUGAUGUGUCUUGUUCCAAAGAAAAAUUCCCAGAAUGUGUUUGGAAUCACUGGGAAAGAGUCAAUGCUAUAGUGUUAUCUUGGAUUAUGAACUCUGUCUCAAGUGGUCUUCUUGGUAGAAUAAUGUAUGCAUCUAGUGCUCAAGCUGUGUGGAGCGAUUUGCAUGAGAGGUUUAACAAGGUAGAUGGUUCAAGAUCUUUCAAUUUGCACAAAGAAAUUGCUACAUUGAGUCAAGGAACAACUUCUGUUUCUGUAUAUUUCUCAAAACUCAAGGAACUGUGGGAAGAAUUUGAAGCUCUUGUUCCGGCUCCUGGAUAUGAUUGUGCAAAAUCCAAGGAAUUUGUAGCACAUCUACAGAAAUUGAAGUUGUUUCAAUUCUUUAUGGGGUUGAAUGAAUCAUACAGUCAAGCUAGGAGUCAAAUCUUGAUGAUGAGUCAUACACCAACAGUUAAUCAAGCCUAUGGUCUAAUCAUCAGUGAUGAAGGACAAAGAUUUGUGGCAGCAUCAUCAGGAUUAUUGGGUGCAACUCUAGCAAUGGCUGCAAAUCACUAUGAUGUGGCUAUGUAUACAAGAACAGUUCAUGGAGGAAAUCAGAGGUUCAAGAAAAAUUUUAAUCUUCAAUGUGAUUUUUGCAAAAUGGAAGGGCAUAGCAAAGAAAACUGCUAUAAAAUUGUUGGAUAUCCUCCGGAGUACAAGAAUAGGAAGAAAGGGGGAGUCGGAGUUGGAAAUGUUGGAAAUGCAGCAUACAAUGUAAUGACAGAAAAUAAUGUCCAAUUCAGAAAUUCAAAUUACAAUGGGACUGCUGAGGGAAAUUCUCAAAAUGGUCAAGUUCAAGUUGCAGGGAAUGCAGUCAAUCAAAGCUCCAUGUAUAAUAAUACAGAUUCAGGAAAACACAACUAUAAUAUGAGUCAAGGGUCUACUAUCACUCAACUAAAUGUGCCCAGGCUGCCUCAAAUAACCAACUGCACUUUUUCAAAGGAGCAAUAUGAGCAAAUUCUGAAUAAGUUCACAAGUGUUAUUGUGUCUGAGAACUCUACAGCUAAUGCACCAGGUAUUAGUAUUGCUUGCUUAGCUUCCUCUAGUUCUCAAGAGUGGAUAAUUUAUACUGGGGCUACAAAUCAUAUGGUAGCUGACUUAAGUAUGUUGAAUCAGAACUCUGUGGUUCAACCAGAAUGUCCGAAGAAAGUGUUCCUACCUAAUGGAGAUAUAACUCAUGUGUCUCAUACUGGUUCUAGUAACAUUACAAACAGCAUUACUAUAACAAAUGUGUUUCAUAUACCACAAUUUAAGUAUAAUUUACUAUCUGUCUCUAAGGUCACCAAUGAGUUAAAAUGCUCAGUAGCCUUUUUUCUUGAUUUUUGUAUCUAUCAGGAUCUCUUCAAUGGGCAGGUGAGAGCGAUUGGUAGAGAAGAUAGUGGAUCAUACAUUCUUAGUGGAAAUGUACAACCAGCUAGAUACAGUAAUGUAGUCUCAUUAGCAGCAAAGGAAACACCAGUGAUCAUUGAACUCAAGACAAAUAAAGACAUAGAUCUGUGGCAUAAAAGAUGUGGACAUGUAUCAGCCUUAGUAUUCAAAAAAUUACUAUCAUCUGUAAAGACUGAACUAGUAACUGAGAAGUAG
Molecule: messenger RNA, 1860 nt
Organism: Nicotiana attenuata
Lineage: Eukaryota; Viridiplantae; Streptophyta; Magnoliopsida; Solanales; Solanaceae
Exons: 1
Coding region: 1-1860 (619 amino acids)
Source: RefSeq, a predicted model, not a curated record